AUGAGUAAUAAUCAUUUAGUAUUGGCAAUAUUAUGCAUCUUCUUUUAUUUCAACAACCUUCAAUCUCAUCCAGUAGAGGAAAAUGAGAAAAAUUUUGGUGCCUAUACCAGUAAUACCACAUUACUUGGACUUUUGAAGCCGGAGAUUGAAGGUAAGAAAAAUUUGACAACUUUUGUCUUACAUAGCAAAAUAUUAGUUCAAAUUUCUUCCAGAGAGCCACUGUAGAAGUCUCCAACUCAAACACUUAAUAACGGACGUCAUCACGAAGGCUCCAAACUCGGUGGCUUAUAUCCAAAAACAUCUACAGGUAAACACUUUGCUAUCUGAUACAAAUUUUAGGCCGUGGAAUGACAAGGCGGGCCAAAACGUCUUGACAUGUCUGCACAGUGCGCCGUCGUGCAAGAAAUUUGUCGCGGGGCGACAAGAAAAAUUUACGGUGCAAUGCGACCCCGCACAGUGCAAAACAAGUUUGUUUUGAAAAGGGCUGUUGAAAGCACGGUGCGCUCUGCCUUUGCACCCCGCCAAAUUUUUAUCGCGCGACACCUCGUUGCAACGCGGAAUUCAUUCGCCCGCAUGGUGCGAAUGUCAAAGACUUUUUGGCCCGCUUUCUCUCUCUCUCUCUCUGCACCGUGGGAAUGCACGAAAAAACCAAAACCAAUUCCGCGGAUCGCACAGUGCAAAAAACAAAAAAUCACAAAAAUCCCUUUUUUGGGUGAAAUAGACAACCCGAUAACCCAUACUUUCAGAGCAAGCUUACCUCCACAUUCGAGUCCCAAUACGGCUCAUAUUUGGUUAUGGUGACCCGAAGCAGUCUCUAUCAAAGUUUUGCGCACGGUGCGGAGCCCGGUUACAAUUAUUGCAUGUACACGUUGCGGAACAUUGAGAGGCAUCCAUACUGGGAGAUUUGGGUUCAAGUCCUGAAGAUUGAUGAGCAUGUUCUCUAA
Bursaphelenchus xylophilus (pine wood nematode) is the source of this 944-nucleotide messenger RNA. Lineage: Eukaryota; Metazoa; Nematoda; Chromadorea; Rhabditida; Aphelenchoididae. The record is from the annotation of a GenBank genome assembly.